AUGGAACAGGAUAACCUUACGAAACAGAUCGAUGAAGUGGAAGCUCUAACAGCGAUAUAUGGAGAUGAUUUCGUGAUAGACAGUGAAGAACUGAGAUCUUAUACAGUAAAGAUUAAGGACAAUAAUAAUGAAGUACUUUUAAGCGUGACUAUGCCAGCUGAAUAUCCUAGCGAAGCACCUCCAAAAUACGAAUUCUCUGCUCCCUGGAUGGAUAGAAAAGCUAAAGAAAGUCUACGGCACAGUUUAGAUGAAGUUUACUUAGAAAACCUAGGAGAGACAAACCCUGUUAUUGAAGAGACAUUAGAUUUAUCACAGCUUGAAAUUAAUUGCCCAGACAUAACACAUGGAGAUGUUAUAAUUGACAGAAAAAGUUCAUUCCAAGGACAUGCUGCUGAAGUACAUGGUAUAAAUGAUGUUAAUGCAGUCCUAAUAAAAUUAAAGCAAAAUAAAAAGAUUCAGAAUGCAACACACAAUAUGUAUGCAUACCGUAUCGAAAAGAAGACAGAUAAAGGGAUAACUAUACUUCAAGAUUGUGAUGACGAUGGGGAGACACAUGCAGGAGGAAGGAUGCUGCAUUUAUUACAGAUUCUGGACCAAAAGAACACAAUAGUUGUGGUGUCUAGAUGGUAUGGUGGUAUACAACUAGGUCCAGACAGAUUUAGACAUAUAAACAAUGCGACCAGACAGGCCAUACAACAAGCGGGGUUGCUUAAGAAAUGA
Molecule: messenger RNA, 720 nt
Organism: Leptosia nina
Lineage: Eukaryota; Metazoa; Arthropoda; Insecta; Lepidoptera; Pieridae
Source: the annotation of a GenBank genome assembly